Molecule: messenger RNA, 462 nt
Organism: Saprolegnia parasitica CBS 223.65
Lineage: Eukaryota; Oomycota; Saprolegniomycetes; Saprolegniales; Saprolegniaceae
Exons: 2
Source: RefSeq, a predicted model, not a curated record
AUGCUCAACUUUCGCGGCAACGUCCUAACCCGGUCCCUCCCGCUGCUGAUCACACAGCAAUCGAGCUAUGCGCCGCCCAGCCCCCGCGCCGCUUGGCAGCUUCGCCGAUACGUCUGCGCGAUCUACGCCGUCAUUGCGAUCGUCGGCGUGCUUCUUCUCGCUACACGAGAAGCCCGCGAGCCCGCGCCGUCCAAAGGCGUUCAGCGGCAGUACCUCCAAGGGCGCAAGAUCUUGAUCGCCGCCAACUACUUCAACAACAUGGACUUGCUUGACGCGCAUUGCGACGAGAUGGUACUGCUUCUCGACGCGCUCGUUCUUGCGGGCGCCACGCCGUACGUGUCCGUGUACGAGAACGGCUCUGAGGACGAAACUCCGGCCUUUCUCCGCGAGUGGAAGCGGCGGCUGGACGAGCGCGGGAUCGCCAACACGAUCCUCGUCGACGACGCGCCGUCCUGGAGCGCG